Molecule: messenger RNA, 3672 nt
Organism: Diorhabda carinulata
Lineage: Eukaryota; Metazoa; Arthropoda; Insecta; Coleoptera; Chrysomelidae
Exons: 3
Coding region: 189-1391 (400 amino acids)
Source: RefSeq, a predicted model, not a curated record
ACUACUGAAAAUUUGGUAAAUUAAAGCUCUACCUUGAAACUAGAAAUAUCAAACCAGGUUUUUAUAUUUUGUUUUCUUUCUACUUCGCUCAUUUUUAUAAUAUAUAGAUAUAUUUUGAAAUUUUCAUUUCCAAGCUGAAGCUGUUACAAUCAUUGCCCUAUUGUGCUAGAAGAAUUUUCACCUCAAAGAUGAUAUACAACAAAAGUACUGAUAAAGUCUUAAACCACAUUGCCAAAGAUGAGGGAUUUACUGAUUACAAAAUAUGUAGUUAUGGUCAAAUUUCGAAAGGACAAGGUUUAACCGGAGAACUAUAUUUCGUUAACAUCAAAUCAGAGGACAAUAUUAAACAACUCGAGCUCCUCAUAAAAGAAGCUACUAAGAUAAAGAAAAUCAGAGAUUAUUUCCCAGUAAACGCGCUCUAUAAAAAUGAAGCUUUGUUUUAUAAUAUCAUCUGGCCGAAAUUUACUAAUCUUCAACAGGACGUUAUGGGAAAAAUGAUUUUUGAUAAUGUACCUAAAUGCUACGGCUCUGAAAUUAAACCCGGAGAAGAAUGUAUAGUUUUAGAGAACUUGAGAUCUAAGGGCUUUGAAACGUUUCCUAAGAGUGAAUAUUUAGAUAAAAAAAUGUUGGAGAUGAUUUUCAAAAAAUACGGGGAACUUCAUGCUUUGUCAUUCGCAUAUAAAAUGAAAGAUUCAACAAGCUUUGAGGUAACCUGCGGUCAGUUAAUACCUUAUUGGACUGGUGCCAAGAAUAUAAUACCACUCAAAGUUUCCAUACAGACAUUGUUCCAGAAAUGCGUCAGUUAUACAUCGAAAUACAAUUCAAAACUUCAAUCAAAAAUGGAGAAAAUCAAUGAAAAUCCAUUAGAUGCAUUCAUAGAUUCAAAUUAUUACAAAGGAAAAUACGGGGUACUUUUGCAUGGAGAUUGUUGGAGUAACAAUAUGAUGUUCCAAUUUGAUUCUCCAAGAAAUCCUAUUGAUAUGAAAUUCAUUGAUUUCCAAGUAUGCCAAGUGGGUUCGCCCGUCUUUGAUUUAGCGUAUUCUUUCUAUUCAGGGGGUUCAGAAGAAAUCUUCAAUGAACUCGACCACUUUCUAGAAAUUUACAGCAAAAGUUUAACCGAUAUGUGCCAGCAACUCAACUGUAACAAAUACAUCAGUUUGGAUGAGUUGAAAAUAGAAUGGAAAGAGUACAGUAAAUUUGGAUGGAUAAUGGCAUUGAUUAUUUUAAGGGCCAAAUUGGUUAAGGACGAAACAAAUCUAGAUUUGCUUGUAAUGUUGAACGAAUUUGAGAAACGGAACUAUGAAGCUCAUUUGGAAGCAAGCGAUGAAGAUGAAAUUGAGAAAAGAACAAUGAGCAUACUUAAUCAUUUAGAUAAAUGCGGUUAUUUGUAAAAUUUUAUCGUUUAUGUUGUUAUGUUCAAACUAUUUCUUAUGUCAAAUUUAUUGAUGUUGUGUAUAUUAUAAUAGCAAAUGCAUAAAGUUCAUAUAGGAGGCAACAAAACAAUAUGCCAUAACUAAAAUUUGAAGCUGACAUAUUAAAUUGUGGCAGUCAAUAUUUUUAUAUGAUAAAUUGUUUUAUUGUGUCAAAUAUUACCUCCACAAAAUUAGUAGACAUGAAAAAGUGACAACAAAAUGCGAAUCUCUGGACAUAUUUGAUGUCAAAUUAUAUUUUGUAGCAUAGUUUAAAAGGUUUAGAAAGCUCACAUUUUAAUCUUUGAAAGGAAGUUGUGUGUUUCCUUAAAAUCAAAUUAUUAACAUGUGGUUAAUUUAGGAUAUGGAAACUCGCUGGUGCGGGAGGAAAAAAUGAGCCGUAGCGUCCUCUGUUGGUUCAUGAGCACAACUAAUACGUUUACAGAUACGGUAGGUAACACUAGGGGCUAUGAUGUCGAGCCAAUCACAGAACAGCAUUGACAUUUGACAUAAUAUAGUGGAUGCGUACACAAAACAUACCCAAUAAGAAUGGUCUAAUAGAUAGCAGUAGCUACCUAUCGGUAACGGUUACGAUCGGGAACAUGUUGAGCGUUCGCUGUCAACACUUCUUUGUUUUUUGUGUCUUGUUAGUUUAUGAAAGGUAAAUUUUCAAAACAGAGGCUAUUUAGGUUGCUUUUAUUGAACUUAUAAAUUUUACAUUAAGUGGUAAAUGUGGAGGUACUUUGUCUAUUUCAAAGAAUUACGAAUUGUUUUCACCACUCAUCCUCUUUUAUAUGUAUAUAAAAUUGUCUUUAUAAUUCAAAACGAAUUUAUAUAGAAUAAAUCGUGCAGUUCAAACUCCCUUCUCUUAAACGAAUUCCAUCAUUUACAACCUAACCAACAUUCCGCAACACAAAUUUAGCUCUGCCACUUACCAAACGUGGCGCUAAUGUAAAAAAAUGUGUCAUUACUGUCAAUGUCGGUCAACGGCGAUCAACGCUUUUGAAUUAUAUUUGACACGGCGUUGGUGGGUGGAGUCCCUUCAAUUUGAAUAAAAAUAUCUACAGUUAUUUCACUACGAUAUAUUUUAAAAUGAACGAAAUAGAACCAGACAAAUUUUUUAAACAUAGAUGAAUUGUAGGGUCUAUGUUCCUGCAUAACAUCUUCGAGGAAUUAAAUAGAUCCAAUCUAUCUAGUAAAAAUGGUUAGACCAACAAAUUUUAUGGAUAUCAUUUGUUCUGACUGAAAAGACCGUGACUAGAGUAUCUUGUAUAUUUAAUAUCUCAUUUUUCGUGAUGAUUUAUCUUAAUAGUAAACUGUAGUACUAAUUUGAAAAAAGACACAUAAUUUUACUUUGUACUCAAAAGGCUAUAGUUUUUGGUGCCCUAAUCAAUCUCUACUCCACAAUUAUUAUAGAUUAACCUAUUUCUUUAUGUUUUAUUGAGCGAAUAAAUAUCCACAUUAUUUUCGUGGAAUAAAUAGACUAUCUCAUCACUUCAAUCACAGUAAAAGAUUUGUACCACACGUAUUCUAAUUACAUCCCAAGUUUUUUCGGAAAAUUCAUUCAAAUAUUAUUAUUUAAAAGCACAUUGAAUAAAAUAGAGUAUUUCUAAAUUCGUGGAGGUAAUUGCUCGUAUGAAAUUAGGAUGUGUCUUUUCUAUAAUAAAAUUUUCUCAGUCCACCCCUUUCCCAGAUAUCACCCUUAAAAGAUGGGAUUUCUUUUUUAAUUUCAGUAACUAACCACUAACCAAUAUUCCUAUUACAUUAUAGGGGGAUGAAAUUAGCAGCCUUCACUUUAUUUCAUAUCAAAACUUUUUUUCUGCUUCCGUUAGUAUCUUAUGUACUUUAUAUACACUUUCGAAUGUGUAAUGAAACAUACUUUAAGCAGUAGUGCGUAAAAAACGUAUUAUUAAGAUCUCCGUAGUGUAGUGGUUAGAGUACAUGCGGGAGGUCCCAGGUUUAAGUCCACGCUGAUACCAUCUUUUAUUUUUCUACUUAAUGUAGUAAUAAUUAUUUUUAAGUGGCAUUUAUACAUGCCGAAGAGAAAAGUUGCCAAAUUUAAUAACACAACUUCGUCUGUUGUUUUGUUAGUUUGUUCUAGUCUUGAUUAAAAAGUUCAAAAUAUUGAUAAAUAUAUAAUAUAUUUUAUGAGGAAAAUUACGUGUAUAAAGGCCUUUUUUGAACUCAAAUGAUUGUCGACUUGAAUUAUAAAUAACUAUUUCAAGAUGAAGUUUUAUGAAAUAAAAUUAGAUAUAACUUAAAA